This is a messenger RNA of Anopheles cruzii, 342 nucleotides long. RefSeq names its product ATP synthase subunit beta, mitochondrial-like. The transcript has 2 exons. The record is from RefSeq and is a predicted model, not a curated record. The annotation marks the transcript as partial. Gene Ontology annotation, biological process: ATP metabolic process; proton transmembrane transport. Lineage: Eukaryota; Metazoa; Arthropoda; Insecta; Diptera; Culicidae.
GGAGAAACCUGGUUUCUCGCAGAGCGAGUAGAACAUUUUCAGACCGAAUGUCAUAAAGAAGCCGACUCUUCGAUUCAGGAAAUAGCGAAAAACAGAACAAAACCAGGCGCAAGGGUGUGACAUUCGGAAAGAGAGAUGUUUUCCUCGAUGAAAACGCUCAUGAGCGCGGCGGUCCGGGCCGACCAGAUUUUGGCCCGGUCGUACGCGGCCAAGGCGGCAGCCGCCGCCGCCGCAGCGCAGGGUAGGGUGGUGGCCGUCAUCGGUGCCGUCGUGGACGUGCAGUUCGACGACAAUCUGCCACCGAUCCUGAACGCGCUGGAGGUGCAGGGCCGCCAGGCCCGU